AUGUAUGACUCUAGAUUGCUCGACGCGAUGAGCAGCGCGGCGGUGACGCCUAGACGGUCCCAACGCGAGCGAAAAGUGAUUCCCUCCCAACCACAAGACGACGACGACGACGACCAAGAUGUAACGCCACCCACCAAGAGCGGCAAACGUAAACGCGCCGUGGCAGCCGACUCUGAUGCAGACGAAGAAGGGCAUCAAGCCACCAAACGCAAGACCAAGCGGAAGCCCGUUAAGGAGAAGGAGGGCAAGAAGGUCCCUCGGAAAACGGCUCGUAGGGUCAAGACUACAGGUGACGACGCGUUCGAUCCGAAGCAGGCCGCAAAGGAGAGCAACAUCAAUACGGACAACCCGCUUUUCAACGCGAUAUUGAACCCCGCAGCAGCCCUCCAGUCCACUUCCGAGGACUUCCUCGAGUCAUUGACGGAAUCUCCCGGUCUGGCGUUGGCAGAAAUCGUCAAUAUGGUCCUGCGAUGUUGUGGCUGCAAUGCCACGAUGGAUGCAGACCGGGCCGUUGACUAUGAUGGGGUUGUGGACGCGUUAGAUGACGUUACCGAGGAUUUGAAGAAGGAUCCCGCCACCACGAGUUACCCGCUUAUCUCGAAACUCCCCCUCUUCAAAAAAUUUCGCAAAUCUCUCCGCGAGUUUUUGGAGCGUCUCAUUGCAUCCGCUGCCGACCUCGGCCCCCUCUACACAAGCGAUCUUGUUCCCACAUUACAAGCAUGGGUCAUCGCCAUGUCGAGUUCACAAAUUCGGAGUUUUCGACACACAGCAACAGUAGUGGCUCUCGAACUCGAGAGUGCGCUGUGUGAUGUGGCUGCGCGGGUAGAGAAGGAGGCGGAGCUGAGUGCUCGUCAGCGGGAGGGCGAAAAGAAGAGAAAAGGGGUGGUUGCGAGCGACAAAGGACAUGACGCGAAGGCCGCUCAAAUCAGACAACACCGCGAGAAACUAGCCGAGUUUCUCAAGGAGGGUGUUGAUGGUGUGUUUGUCCACCGAUAUCGUGACCUGGACCCCCUUAUCCGCGCAGACUGUACCGAAGCUCUCGGGAUUUGGUUCAGCAAACACCCCGCUCAUUUUCUUGAUGCCACAUACCUUCGCUACAUCGGCUGGGUAUUAUCGGACAAGGCUACGCCUGUACGGCUUGCUGCGUUGCAUGCUUUGGAAAAAGUUUAUGCGCAGUCAUCCUACGCGCCUAAUGUCCAUCAUUUCACUGAGCGGUUUAAAGGGAGACUCCUCGAAAUGGCUGCUCGCGAUGUUGACUCUGGCGUGCGUGUUGCAGUUCUCGGUGUCAUCGAAGCCAUCGGAAUCAGCGAAUUGGAAGAUGACGAGCGAGAAACGGUUGCACUAUGUGUAUUCGACAUUGAGCCGCGCGUUAGAAAAGCCGUGGGUGGGUUUGUCCGGGCUUGUUGGGAGGAAAUCGUCGAUGAACGUCUGGUGGGCCGAGCGGGAAGGGUCACUGACGAGGAACGCAGUCGUGCUGGUGUGAAAGCACUAAGCACCGUACUCGUCCGAUGGGGGCUGAGGUUGGACGCCGAUCCGGAUGAAGAACAAACAGAGGCAGACGAAGAUCGGCGGCCCGUACGACCAAAGGAACCUAACUCUCUUACCGCGGCCACACACGAGGAGCGCAUGGGGCGUGCCGGUAUUGUCGUUGAGGCCCUUUGGAAUGAGGUCGAGGCAGUCAGUGAUUGGGAAACAAUUCUCAAUGUCUUGUUACUCGAUCACUCAUCUGCAGAUGAGGACUCUUCGAAUGCUCGAAAACAAAAGGUGAAUGGAAAGUCCAAGGCGAGCGAAGAUGGACUCGUCGACGAGGCUUGGCGAUUAGAAGAGGACGAGGAAACAGUGCUGAUUGAGGUACUUGUGGCAAGCCUCAAGUAUGCCAAGGAGUUCGCGAAGAAGGGUGAUGAAGAAAGUUUGACAAAUGACAUUACUCGGGCUCUUAUCAAAGGUCUUCCUCGAUUGCUCGUCAAAUACCAAACCGAUCAAAGUCGACUGACGAAUGUUCUCACGAUACCAACUUUCAUGAAUCUGGACUUGUAUCUCGAGAUGCGAAUGGUGUCGGCCUAUUCGAGUCUUUGGGACGACAUCAUGAAACAAUUCCUUUCCCACUCUGACCCCAUCGUCCUCAGCGUCGCUGCCCAGGCGAUGAUGUACCUCUUCUCCGCAACCUCUUUAUCCAACACCAACAGCACCAAAAUCCUUGAACUCGAGGAUGAGAUGGCCUCUGCGCUCCGAGACGCGGUUUCCGGUCGCGAUGAAAUUGAUAUCGCUGGGUUUGACGAAGACGAAAUGAUCACCCUGGGUGCUUUGUGCAUGCGGAUCUCUCUGCUCUUUGGGAGCCGUGAUUUGAGCUCGUGGCUCGAAGAGGACGAGGGUGGGAAGCAGAGCAGUAUAUCGGAUAUUGUUUCUGCGUUGGUCGAUCGUGGGAAGUUGGGAUACAAAGAGGAGGCCUUUAUGAUAACUCAAGCACUAGAAAUUCUUCACAAACAUCUUGUCUGGAAGAUGAGGCAUCUAAAGAAAGAGAAACAGGGAGACGAGCGUUCGCCGGAGGACACCCGGUUCCGAGAAAAACUCGAACAACAGCGCAACUCCUUACUCGAGCGAUGUGAGGAGUAUGCUGUGGCAAGCACCCAAUCCAACACCGCUAUCCUCGUUUCGCGCACAGCGUUCCUCUGCUUGAUUAAUAUGCAUAUACUCUUCGCCACUUUCAAGGAUAUACCAUUGUCGAUGAACGACGAAACUCAAUUUCGUUGUGCUGGCUAUAUGCAAGCGGAGAUUGAGCGCUAUGCGGAAACUCUAGCAGAAGAGAUCGAUGCUGAGGAUGCCGAGAAGGAGGACGAAAGUGGUGACGAAGACAACCAACAGAAGACGCUCAAGAAGAAGAAAAAUGCGGUCAGAGAGGUCGAUGUUCAUUCGCCCGCUCAAUUGCUCACCGAAUACUCCUUCGUUGAGCUCGCAGUGACAUUCAUCCAAGCAGUUCGGACUGGAGUGUUGAAUGUCCAGCACAGCGCCGUCCUCCUGUCGCAAUAUGGCCGUCUGGGGGCCACCUUCGACAACUUUACGAAACUCAUCGUGGAGACGUUACGCGAAGAGGGACUGGAGCAAGAUAACGGCGGCGAUACCGUUGUCGCUGUUGUCACCCAAGCGUUACAGGAAGCGUUUGGCUUGGUGCUUGAUGGCCUGGUUGCAGACGAGACUAGUCUUGUGCAGCUGUCCAAACAUCUUUCGCAGGCGUUCGUGCUGCGAGGAGCGCAUCUUGCGGUCCUUAAGCGUCUGGAGAUGCAGUAUGUCGUCCAGAUUCAGACGACAAACCUGAGCUGGAUCAUCAAGAAGAUCGGCGGGUUCGAGGCUAACAAGAAUAAGCACUCGCUGCGGACUUCGAUAACGUUCUUCAAAGCUUUGGUACCGCUACUUGUCGGUCUCCAUAGUCGGGAUGCGAUGAAGAUAAAGGCGCAUCUCGACCAAGCAUUGGCACAGGCCAAGGUGGACGCUUCCUCGACGUCGAAAAUCUGGGAACCUCUGCGGGCAUACGAGAAGCGGUUGGCUGUGAUUAUAUCCAAGGACAAGGCCCCAGCCAAAGGAGGACGGAAAGGGAAAGCUGCCAAAGGCGACGCUAUCACGUCGAGCGAAGACGAAACUGAAAUCAGUGAAGUCGAGAAACUGGUUGAAGAUCGGGAGCCGUCCCCAGUGAGACCAAAACCACGACGAUUACCCAGGAAGCCGCCUGUGGACGGCAGGCAGUCUUCGCCAGAGCAAGACCCCGAGCCCCCAACUCCCAGACCGCGACCAAAGCCCAAGGGAAAAUCUAGUCAAGCGCAAGUCAUACCGCCCACGCAGGAUAGCGAGUCAGAGAACGCUCGCUCAGCGCGGAGAUCAUUAUCAUCGUUAUCACCCCCGCCUGAUGACCCCCCGCCUUUUGAGACCCCCUCGCGAUCUCAAAAGCGGGCUCGACCGACUAGUGAUGACGAGGAGGACGAAGCAAGUGGCGGUGGUUCUGGGCCUGUGGCGGAUGACGACAAUUCGAUACCUGCGCGUCAACUGACUCCCGCCGGCGAUGUACAGCGGCGCAAACGAGCUCGCCACUGA
Molecule: messenger RNA, 4083 nt
Organism: Mycena indigotica
Lineage: Eukaryota; Fungi; Basidiomycota; Agaricomycetes; Agaricales; Mycenaceae
Product: SCD domain-containing protein
Exons: 11
Coding region: 1-4083 (1360 amino acids)
Biological process (GO): sister chromatid cohesion
Cellular component (GO): chromatin; nucleus; cohesin complex
Molecular function (GO): chromatin binding
Source: RefSeq, a predicted model, not a curated record